AAAAUGAAAUUAAAAAGCAGUUUUCAGAAAGUGAUAAUAUUAACAAAAAUUUUACAAUAAUUAAAGAAGAACUAAAAUAUAUAUACAUUAGCAAACCAUUUAACACAUUGGAAAUUAGUGAAAGAUUAUCAAAACUAAAUCUUAGUAAAUCUGCUGGUAUAGAAAUUCCUAAUAGUAUUUGA
This is a messenger RNA of Dentiscutata heterogama, 182 nucleotides long. The record is from the annotation of a GenBank genome assembly. Lineage: Eukaryota; Fungi; Glomeromycota; Glomeromycetes; Diversisporales; Gigasporaceae.